Molecule: messenger RNA, 1326 nt
Organism: Pestalotiopsis fici W106-1
Lineage: Eukaryota; Fungi; Ascomycota; Sordariomycetes; Amphisphaeriales; Sporocadaceae
Exons: 2
Coding region: 1-1326 (441 amino acids)
Biological process (GO): protein refolding
Cellular component (GO): cytoplasm
Molecular function (GO): Hsp70 protein binding
Source: RefSeq, a predicted model, not a curated record
AUGCUUCACCACGGCGCAGCUUGGCUGCUGCUGCUGCUCUCGCUCUUCCAGAUUGUACUUUGCGCCGAGGACUACUACAAGGUACUACACCCUCACCAUCGCCCCUCUUACAUGGCGCUUGUAGAUCCGAAUGCUAAUGUCUCCCUCAAGGUCCUCGGUCUAAAGAAAGAUGCAACAGAUAAGCAACUCAAGUCGGCUUAUCGCCAACUCAGCAAAAAGUUCCACCCAGACAAGAACCCCAAUGACGAAACUGCGCAGGCCAAGUUCGUCGAGGUCUCCGAGGCAUACGAAGCCCUGAGCGAUCCCGAGUCCCGUUCGAUAUACGACAAGUACGGACACGAUGGCUUGAAGCAACGGCGACAGGGAGGCGGCGGCCACCACGAUCCGUUUGACUUGUUUAGUAGAUUCUUUGGCGGAGGUGGCCACUACCAGCGGGGACAGCCACGCGGACACAAUGUCGAGGUCAAGGUCGGCAUCUCUCUGCGCGAUUUCUACAACGGUCGUGAGACCGAAUUCCAAUGGGACAAGCAGCACAUUUGCGAGGAGUGCGGCGGCAGCGGUUCGGCCGAUGGUGUUGUUGAUACCUGUGGUCACUGUGGUGGACACGGUAUUCGCAUUGUCAAGCACCAAUUGGCUCCUGGAAUGUUUCAACAGGUACAAACACAGUGUGAUGCCUGCGGUGGCCGUGGCAAGACAAUCAAGCACAAGUGUCCUGCUUGUGGUGGCGCUAGGGUUGUACGCAAGCCUACAACGGUAUCUCUGAAGGUCGACCGUGGCGCCGCCCGAGAUUCGCGAGUGGUCUACGAAAAUGAGGCAGAUGCCAGUCCCGACUAUGUCGCCGGUGACUUGGUUGUGACCUUGGCCGAGAAGGAACCUGAACUCGAGGCGGAUAACCCAGAUCAUGUUGACGGCACUUUCUUCCGACGCAAGGGCAACGACCUAUUCUGGAGAGAAAUUCUGUCGCUACGGGAGGCUUGGAUGGGCGACUGGAGCCGGAACCUGACACAUUUGGAUGGGCAUGUCGUUCGUCUCGGUCGCGAGCGCGGCCAAGUGUUGCAACCAGGACAUGUGGACACCAUUGCCAACGAGGGCAUGCCCAUCUGGCAUGAAGAUGGCGACUCGGUCUACCACACGACAGAGUUCGGGAAGCUGUUUGUAGAAUAUGUGGUUGUCCUCCCUGAUCAGUUGGAGAGCGGCAUGGAAAAGGAUUUCUGGGCACUUUGGCAAAAAUGGCGGGGCAAGGUUGGAGUCGAUUUGCACAAAGACAGUGGCAGACCAGACCUCCCUAUACCAGACUCGGCCGAGGGAAAGAAAGAUGAGUUAUAG